GAAAGAGUGAUAAGUUCAAAGGUUGUAUCCGAGCCAAAACACAAAACACGAUCACAUGUCAGGCGUCAGGCGCAUUCUUUGCCGAAAUGCCAGUUUAGAAACAGAAUGGCAAGGCUGCUCAUCGAGACACUGGCGGAGUUUGGACAAUGUGGACAGUUUCUUAGGAGGGUAUCCCCAGUGAUACAUGUACAUGGUCAUCAGCCAUUGCUGUCCUUGCCAAAUAUCAGGCCCUGCAUACUCAGGCAUGCAAGUGCUUGCAUCUGUAACGGCACACUUCGGCCUGCCCCACGAUUGUUAAAACAUAAUGCACUUGAGAGAUACACUGCACACUUGUGUGUUCAGUCUUUUGCUUCACUUCAUGAAGGGGCUGUUGCUUCAAAAAGAGAUGCAUUAAGGAGAACUAACAGUAGUGAUGACAUUGUAACUUUCAUCAAAGAUGAUGAGGACUUGGAAAGGUUCCUUAAGCAUGUUACUGAACUCCUGUCGACUCCCGACUUCUCAAAGGUCAAGAUUGCCAAAGAGGAUGCAGAAAGUAAAGUCGAAGAGCUCGCACGGAGACUGACCGACAUGAAAGCCGAACCUAGGAAUAUUUACGCCUUUCUACGCUCAAACCCCAGGGUCUUGAACACUAGAUGGGACGUCUUGAUGCAAAACAUCCAGUACUUGGACGAGUUGCGCCUGUUUGGAAACCGAGCCUUACUCGUACUGGACCGCAGUCCUAAAAUCUGGAACGCCGGCCUGGAGCUACUGCAGCAGCGGGUCAGAAGGCUGCGUAAACUCGGGCUGACAGAGGGCAGUCUUCAGAGGGUCAUAACUGCCUGGCCGGGUGUACUGACGUUGAAGAAGAACAGGCUGAAUGGAUCCCAUGAAAUGCUGAAGAAGUGCCAGUUCUCUGGCCGUCAGAUUACGGAGAUCAUCAUCAGUUCUCCGCAGGUUCUUGACAGUGAACCAGCUGAUAUCGAGCACCGAUUUCAGUAUGUCUACUUCAGCAUGGGACUGCAGAGCCAAGCCGACAUGGUGCAGGCCAAUCUCUUCAAGUAUCCUCUGGAGCACAUCCAACGACGUCACUUGGUCCUGGAGAAACUGGGCAUCUACGAGAUGCCCAACAAGCAGGGCAAGACCCGCGUAGACAAUCCCAAACUCUGCCGCAUCGUGGACUGCCCGGAUGCCAGGUUUGCUGAGAAAUGCGCUGGGAUAUCGCUGGAGGAGUUUCAGAUGUUCGGGAGGAAUUUAGAGGAGGAAGCGAGGAGGAAAGAGGACGGCGAGGCGGGGGAUGAAACCGAUGAGGAGUUAGUGGACUAUGAUGACACAAGACACAGAUGAUAGUACAUGUAGCUUGAAGACACAAUCCUUGAACCCUAUAUACCCCAUAGUAACUGAAUCCAAUUUUAGAAUUUUGAUCACCCCCCCCCCCCUUGGUUCAGCACUGAAUGUAGAAUUGACCACCCCUCUUUCACAGAUUUUUCGUGCAGAUUUUUUCUGCAGGACACAGCAACAUGCAGCACUUGUCAAAAUGACAAGCCUGCUCAGUGUAGCAAGAUCCAUUAUUAGGUC
This is a messenger RNA of Patiria miniata (bat star), 1554 nucleotides long. Its product is annotated as transcription termination factor 4, mitochondrial-like. The transcript has 3 exons. Bases 106 to 1323 code for a protein of 405 amino acids. The record is from RefSeq and is a predicted model, not a curated record. Gene Ontology annotation, cellular component: mitochondrion. Gene Ontology annotation, molecular function: double-stranded DNA binding. Lineage: Eukaryota; Metazoa; Echinodermata; Asteroidea; Valvatida; Asterinidae. Gene Ontology annotation, biological process: mitochondrial ribosome assembly; regulation of DNA-templated transcription.